GCGUUUGCAACAAAAACAAAACACAUUGCAGAAGCAGUCGCGUAAGCGUCCUGGCUAAUUGUAUAUUAGAAAUUACGUCUGAUUUCAUAUUGUGUAGAGAAAAAAAUGUUUAAUAGAAUGGCAAGCUUGUGGAUGGGUGAUCUGGAUCCAUACAUGGAUGAAAAUUUUAUAAAGCAAGCUUUUAGUACGAUGGGAGAGACAGCAUAUGGCGUUAAAAUUAUUUGCCACAGAGUGACAGGUGGAUCUGCAGGGUAUUGCUUCGUGGAAUUAGCAGACGAAGCUGGUGUUGACCGAUGCGUACUUAGGCUCAACGGAAAACUGGUUCCAGGAUCAAACCCACCAAGAAAGUUUAAGUUAAAUUAUGCUACCUAUGGGAAAAGGCCAGAUACAGGCCCUGAGUAUUCAGUUUUUGUUGGAGACCUCACCCCUGAAAUUGAUGACUUCCAGCUCUAUGAAUUUUUUGUGAAGAAAUAUGCUUCUUGCAAAGGUGGCAAAGUGGUUACAGACCCUUUUGGAAAUUCCAGGGGCUAUGGAUUUGUCAAGUUCAGUGAUGAGAAUGAGCAGAAGGCAGCAAUGGAAGAAUGUCAAAAUGCAAAUGGACUUGGUGGAAAACCAAUCAGAAUUAGCAUAGCAAUUGCUAAAAGUAAUAAAACCAAUUAUCAACAAAAUCAAAAUCACAACUACUCCCAGUAUUACCAGCAGUAUCAGAACUACUAUUCACAGUGGGGAUAUGACCCUUACAGCAGCUAUAACUAUGGAUAUGGACCCUAUGGCGCUGCAACGACAGCUCCAGGGAUGGCUCCUCCUCCUACCACCACUUCAACUUCAACAGAGACCCAGGCUACAUCAGAGUUCCAGCAGUCAUUGGGGGCUACAGAAGAUACUGACGAAGAGCUAGCUGAAGAUCCAGAUCCUCAACCUGAUAUUGACACAAUGAACAGACAAUUUAUGGAAAGAAGUGAAGAGCUGUAUGAAUCCCUCAUGAACUGUCAUUGGCAGCCACUGGACAGUGUUACAUCUGAAAUCCCCACUGUGGCAAACUUUUAAGGGUACAGAGAAGACGAUCAGCUAAAGGGGACAGAUUUACAGAAACUUUUUUCCCACCAAAGUAAAAACGAGCUGUCAAAGAUCAUGCCUGCAAAUGUCUUCUACUUAUGACAUUCUCAAGUUCAUUUUUCUUGUUGAUCUUUUUGUUUUCCAGGCUUUUUUCUUUGCCAGCUUUUUUCCUUAAGUGCUGUAAGGUCACUUUUUUUGUUGUAGUUAUAAAAAAAAAAAAACAUCGAAGGGUGGGGUGGGGUGGGGGGCUGGACAGACACGACUGUACUUCUAGUGUGAAAAGUGGGGUUCACUAGAACCAGAGUAAAAUCUGUAAAAACAAAAAGAUCAGCCAAAAAGGAUAACCUGAGGUAAUGUCUUUGUCAUUAUCUCUGUCAAACUGAAACCAUUAAAGAGCAACCUGGAAAAGACGUAGAAUAUUACUGAAAUUAUCUAAUUUUUCCUUCUUGUUUAGAUUCACUUUGUAUAAUUUACUGUUUAAAAUGUCAGUAUGAUAGGAUGACUGAAAAAGAAAAUGAUUACAAAGUGAAACUUAAAGAGUAAGUAUCGGGGUUCCAACAGUUUAAAUAACAUACCUGUAAUUUUUCUUUUCAUUGUUAACAUCCUGACAACUUUUUACACUUGUAACUUCAAAGUCUGUUUCAAAGCUCUUUUCAAAAUGUCCGCUGUAGUGCACUGGGGUUUGAGAUCUGUCCUCUAAAUCACUGCAGGAAGAGCAAUACAUUAAAAAAGAGCUUUGAAACAGACUUUAAAGUUAUAAGUGUAAAAAGUUGUCAGGAUGUUAACAAUGAAAAGAAAAAUUACAGGUACGUUAUUUGAACAGCUGUAGCAACACUUGGGGACAUUUAACACUAUAUUCUUUGUGACCCCGCUACUUACUAGUUAACAACAAGAAUACAUUAGUUAAUACUGCUCUGGUAUUUCCUUAAAGUUGCUAUUUAAAUGAAACAUUCUAAUUUAUUGGAAUCUAUUCACAAAUAAAGUUUAGUAUUCACAAAACUUUUCUUGACUGUUAAAGAUUCUUGACUGACGGUUUCUACAUGUGUAAAUAUCCAUCUUUUGAUUUUUUUAUUUAAUGCUUGAAAUGUAUUUCUGUUUUAGUAGCAAGUUUACUCACUGAUAAUGUUAAACCCCUUUCUUAAAGUGGUUGUACCUACCUAAAUAACUUCCAUUUGCUAUAUGGGUCACAAAUGUGUAAUUUUGAAGGAAAUACUGGUUAUAUAUUUUUAUUGUAAUUUUUAAAACAUGAUGUAUGUUACACUAGUUUAAAAUGUAUGUUUGCAAGCAUUGCUUUCAAAUAGUCUUGAACUUGUUGGUAAUGUCAUCUAGCGAAUGGCUGUCCCUAUCAGGGCCUCUCUUUUUCAUGUCAAUAACCAACCAGUUAUUUCCUCUGUUGACUGUCAUGCUUUGCCACCUGUAAGACACUGCUGUGGUGAAAUUAACUAGCAAGUGACCAGUAAAAGCAGCCAACUUUAUGAAAGAUAAGGCAAACAAAGUAGCCUAGUGUUGUACCAGAUAUGUUUGAAAUUAGAAAUAUAAGUUUGCUAUAAGAUGUGUUUUUGCAAAAAAAAACCAGAAGAUUGAAACCUAAUUAUUAAAUGGAAAGUCAUGUCGGGUGAGAUUGUGUGGAAAUAUCCAUUUUAAAAAAGAUUUUCUGGUGAGUAAAUGUGAAUAUUUCUUGAAAUAAUUUAAUAACUUUGUUUUAACAACAACAAAACACAGAUUAAAAUAUGUUUUAAAAAGCUAUAUUAACUGGGAUUGUGUGGUAUUUUAUGACUAUCAGUGCCUUAAAAUCUUUUUUAUACCAUAUUGCAAUUCAUACAGUGAUUCAUUAGAAGAGAAAUGGGUACCUUGCCACCAGUGUGUCAAAAUAUCAACCACCACAUGGCUGGUUGGUUGCCUCUUUAUUUUUAGUGAUCAAAGUGCUGUAGAACACAGUAGCUCAUAACGAGAUAUUCAGUGUUGUCAGAUGCAUCUCUCGGGCUUGAGGCAAUGCAUUAUUUAGUAAAGUACAAUAUUUGGCAAUAGUGCAGACCCUGGUGUGAGGAAAUUAAAUGGCUAUUUAUUUGAAAUACACACAUUCCCAAAGACCUAUAAUAUCUACAAUAUUCACUUCAAAUCCUGUACAUAUUCUUUUUAUGACUAGAUGUGUACCUGUGUCAAUAAUGUAACCAAUUUGCUAAGAUGCGGCAUUAAAGUAUUUAGUAUA
This is a messenger RNA of Acipenser ruthenus (sterlet), 3265 nucleotides long. RefSeq names its product tRNA selenocysteine 1-associated protein 1-like. The record is from RefSeq and is a predicted model, not a curated record. Gene Ontology annotation, molecular function: RNA binding. The coding region runs from base 106 to 1047 and encodes 313 amino acids. Lineage: Eukaryota; Metazoa; Chordata; Actinopteri; Acipenseriformes; Acipenseridae. The transcript has 9 exons.